AUGUCUUCAGUUAAUUUAUUUGAUAGACCUUCAGGUCCACGUCCUUUGAUCGAGUUCAGAGCAGGUAAAAUGACAAAGGAAGGAAAUACAGUGAAAGCUGAUCCAAGAAAAGGUAAAAUAGCCUUGAUUGUUGAUCCCGAAGAUGGUCUUGUACAUUUCCAAUGGAGAGAUAGAAGUGAUAAAGUAAUUGAGGAUUCUAUUGUAUUUCAAGGAGAUGUUACUUUCUCUAGAAUUAAGAAAGUAACUGAUGGAAGAGUUUACUUGUUGAAAUUUACAUCAGGAAGAGAACUUUUCUAUUGGAUGCAAGAACCAAAAACCGAUAAAGACGAUGAAUACGAAAGAAAGAUCAAUGAAUAUAUAGAAAAUCCACCAAUGGAAGGAGGAAUGAUUGAUGAAGACAUACCUCUUCAACAAUCUACAACCACACCCUCGGAGACAUCAACACAACCACAACAAAACGCUGUUCAACUGGAUCAAUUGUCAAGAAUUAUUCAAGGAAUUAAUCCAGCAACAGCUCCUAGUAGUGGACAGACACAAACCUCUGCAACUCCAUCUCAACAACAGUCUUCAUCAUCUCAACAAUCUCAAGGCUCACAAGAAGCCUCUCUUCAAGAAUUAUUGAGAAAUUUCCAAGAACAUCAACGUGAAAAAAAGCAAACCAUUGCACUGGAACAUGUCAUUCAAUCCGAUGCCAUCAAUGAAAUCAUCAAAAAGCAUCCAUCAAUUUUAAAUAGAAAUGAGCUCUUUUCCAAUCUUCCUGAGGGUGACAAUGACAGAACCGCACAAUCAUUGUUAAGCCAUAUUAGAAGUCCUCAAUUUCGUCAAACAUUGGAUGUUUUCAGCAGUGCAAUGAGUACAGGUCAAUUGAGUGGGUUGAUGAGAGAUUUUGGUUUAGAUCCAUCUGUGGCAGAUCCAUUCAGCGGAGGAGGUCUUUUAUCAUUCCUAACUGCUUUAGCCAAGAAAGAAGAAGAAAAGAAAGAAGGUGAUAAAAUGGAGGAUGAGAAUCAAGAAGGAAAACAAUAA
Messenger RNA from Naegleria lovaniensis, 1023 nucleotides. RefSeq lists its product as uncharacterized. The record is from RefSeq and is a predicted model, not a curated record. Gene Ontology annotation, cellular component: nucleus; proteasome regulatory particle, lid subcomplex; cytoplasm. Gene Ontology annotation, biological process: ubiquitin-dependent protein catabolic process. NCBI's taxonomy places the organism in Eukaryota, Heterolobosea, Eutetramitea, Acrasida, Naegleriidae. Gene Ontology annotation, molecular function: proteasome binding; ubiquitin binding; endopeptidase activator activity. The transcript is spliced from 5 exons. Bases 1 to 1023 code for a protein of 340 amino acids.